CGUGCGCUCCGUUCCGUUUCGCCAUUUCCAACCCGUCGUCUCGCCUUCGCCUCGCCUCGUCUGCUCCACCAUCCACCACCACCACGCUACGCUUUCCUCCUCCCCCUCCACUCCAGAUUUUGCUCCCCUCGAGACCACCACCAAAAGCAGCAGCACCACCGAAAGAGGAAGCAAAGCAAAGCAAAGCAGGCGAGGUUUCAGUCUCCCAGGAAUCCCCUUCCAAGAACUCCCACCCGAUUCGAAGCGCUCGAGGAGGUUCUUUGCUCAAUCAGAGUGGAUCUUCUGCUGGGAGGAUUGGGAAGAGCGGGGGAGAGAUGGGGUCCGGAUCUUUGCUCAAGGUUCUUGCCAAGAACUUCGAUGUUCUUGCUGGGCCUUUGGUUGCACUAGCUUAUCCGUUGUACGCUUCAGUUAAGGCAAUAGAAACCAAAUCCCCUGUGGAUGAUCAACAAUGGCUCACAUACUGGGUGAUGUACUCAUUAAUAACACUGUUUGAGCUCACAUUUGCAUCAAUUAUUCAGUGGCUUCCUUUUUGGCCAUCUAUGAAAUUGAUCUUUAUUUGCUGGCUUGUCUUGCCAUACUUCAAUGGUGCAGCCUUUGUGUACCAAAAUUAUGUGAGACCUAUGUUUGUGAAGCACCAAAUGGUUAACAUUUGGUAUGUCCCUCAGAAAAAGGGCCUUUUCGGUAAAUCCGAUGACUUCCUCACAGCACUUGAUAAAUUUAUUGAAGAAAAUGGACCUGAAGCUCUGAAGAAACUGACUAACAAGGCUGGCAAAUCAUCUAAACAGUCUGGCAAAUCAUGGAAAGAUUCAAAGUCAUCAAAGGAGUCAAAAGAUUCGAAGUCAUCAAAGGAAUCCAAAGAACCAAAACCAUCGAAAGAUUCAAAGCAACUGAAGCCACCAAAAGUUUCGAAAGAGUCAAAGCCAUUGAAGGACUCGAAAGAAGACAAGAAGGCAGUGAAAGAAGAUAAGAAGGCGGCUGCGAAAGAUUCGAAAGAACAGAAGAAGGCACUGAAGGACUCGAAAGAACUAAAAAAGGCGUUGAAGGACUCGAAAGAACAGGGGUCGCAGAAGGAUUCAGAUGAACUUAAACCAAAGAGCAACAAGCGCGUGACGUUCGCCGAGGUGGAGCCCGAGAAGGAACUCAAGGCCUCCAACAGCGACUGGCAUCCGACCUCCGAGUAUCACAGCGUGUACCCGGAGCACAACUCAUGGAGCAGCAGCUUCAUGAUCUUUGAGGAUGAGAACAGUUACUGGAACUAGAGAUCUCUAGACCUGCCAAAAAAAAAAAGCAGCCCGGUGAAGAGUCUUCAGUUAGUUAGAAGUAGCUAGGAGGCCAUUUAAACUCUCUUGUUCUAGCUGUCCUCUAUCGAUUGUUCUGACUUGGGUCACCAUGUAACAUAUUUCUCUAAUUUACACCAGUAGAUGAUGAGUAAUGUAGAAAUCUGCAAUGUGGGUUGGUGAUGAAAAUGGUGAUGCUGGUAGAA
This is a messenger RNA of Oryza sativa Japonica Group (Japanese rice), 1483 nucleotides long. Its product is annotated as HVA22-like protein c. NCBI's taxonomy places the organism in Eukaryota, Viridiplantae, Streptophyta, Magnoliopsida, Poales, Poaceae. The record is from RefSeq and is a predicted model, not a curated record.